Molecule: messenger RNA, 1782 nt
Organism: Diaporthe batatas
Lineage: Eukaryota; Fungi; Ascomycota; Sordariomycetes; Diaporthales; Diaporthaceae
Exons: 4
Coding region: 1-1782 (593 amino acids)
Molecular function (GO): flavin adenine dinucleotide binding; oxidoreductase activity, acting on CH-OH group of donors
Source: RefSeq, a predicted model, not a curated record
AUGCCUCUGUACAACAAGCUCCCAGAUGACCUCCACGAAGUUGACGUGAUCAUCUCUGGAGGUGGAAGUGCUGGCUGUGUGAUAGCAGCCAGACUUGCCGAAGCCGACCCCAAGGCUUCGAUUCUCCUAGUUGAACAGGGCAAGAACAACUAUAAUAACCCGACAGUCAUUCAUCCUGCGCUUUUCCCCAAAAACCUUGAGGAAGACAGUACGACAGCACUGUUCUGGCAGGGGAACAAGGCGCCCCAGCUCGCCAAUCGCAACCCAAUUGUCCCAUCAGGGGGCACGCUGGGUGGCGGAUCGUCCAUCAACUGGAUGGUCUACACCCGAGCACAGCGUUCAGACUUUAACUCGUGGAAUGCACCGGGAUGGUCAGCCAACGAGCUGUGGCCGUUCUUGAAAAAGUUUGAGACGUACCACGGCGGCGGUGAUGCAGAACACCACGGCGCAGAUGGCCCAAUUCACAUCUCAAGCGGCACAUUCAGAGCCAAACGGGCCGAAAAUGCCUUUAUCGAUGCUGCGGCUGCACAUGGGUACCCAGAACUCAAAGACCUACAGAACUUGGAUAACAACAAUGGCGUCGAGCGCUGGCUUCGCUACGUGGGGCCCGAUGGACGCCGCCAGGAUGCCGCACACAGGUACAUCCACCCCAAGCUCCAGAGUGAUCAAUACCCCAACCUGCAUGUCCUCGUUGAGACGCAGACUGUGCGCGUUCUCUUUGACGGUAACAAACGCGCCAUCGGUGUUCAGUAUCAGCCCAACGCAAAGUACAAUAAGGACAAUGUUGGUGGUGGUACACGUACUAUUAGCGCACGCCAGCUCGUGGUACUCUCAUCUGGUGCCAAUGGUAGCCCACUGAUUCUGGAGCGGUCCGGUGUUGGAAGCGCAAAAGUUCUUGAGCGUGCGGGUGUUCCAGUUGUGGUCGACUUACCUGGCGUUGGAAACGAUUACCAGGAUCACCAUUUGUCUCUAUGGACCUACCGGACGAACCUGGGACACGACGAGACCAUCAACGGCUUCUUCAACGGGCGCUUCAAGCUCGAGGAGAUGGUGCAGCAGAAGCACCCCCUACUAGGCUGGAACUCGAUGGACGCAUCAGGCAAGUUCCGGCCCACCGAGGAAGAAGUAACGGCCCUCGGCCCCGAAUUCAAGGCCGCAUGGGACAGGGACUUCAAGAACGACCCCAACCGGCCCCUGAUGAUCAUGGCGCUCUACCUCUACGUUUCCAUGGCAAACUGGACCGCCUAUCCGUACUCGCGCGGCCACAUUCACAUCACCGGGCCAGACCUGGGCGACCCCAUCGACUUCAACGUGGGCUACCUGACCGACAAGGACGACAACGACGUGAAGAAGCACAUCUGGGCCUACAAGGUCUCCCGCGAGAUCAUCCGCCGCUCCGCAAUCUAUCGCGGUGAGCUGCCCUCAGGCCACCCCAGCUUCCCCGCCGGGUCCGAGGCCGCCGCCCAGCCUGUCGCCGACGGGCCCGUCCCCGCUGGCGCACCCCGCAUCAAGUACACGCGCGAGGACGACGCGGCGAUCGAGCAGGCCAUACGCGAGAUCGUGGGCACGACGUGGCACUCGCUCGGGACGGCCAAGAUGGCGCCCCGGGAGAAGCUUGGGGUCGUCGACCCUGCGCUGAACGUGCAUGGGGUGACGGGGCUUAAAGUUGCGGAUCUGAGUGUGCCGCCUGAGAACGUGGGUGCCAAUACGAACAACACCGCCUUGAUGAUUGGCGAGAAGGCCGCGGAUCUGAUCAUCAAGGAGCUCGGGCUCGGGCAGUAA